Messenger RNA from Seriola dumerili (greater amberjack), 2355 nucleotides. RefSeq names its product proline-serine-threonine phosphatase-interacting protein 1-like. The coding region runs from base 89 to 1354 and encodes 421 amino acids. Lineage: Eukaryota; Metazoa; Chordata; Actinopteri; Carangiformes; Carangidae. The transcript has 15 exons. The record is from RefSeq and is a predicted model, not a curated record. Gene Ontology annotation, molecular function: actin filament binding. Gene Ontology annotation, biological process: actin filament polymerization. Gene Ontology annotation, cellular component: cytoplasm; plasma membrane; actin filament.
UGUUGGUCAGCCAUUCGGUUUUGAGUAAAAGUCCUGUUAGAGGAGUUCAUUCAGACGAAAGCAGCUGAGUGCAGAAGUAACAAGCGGGAUGGCACCUUUGAUGUUUAAAGAUGCUUUCUGGGGAUCUGAUUUUACUUGCCAUGCUGGGUAUGACGCUGUGAUCCAAAGGUUACGAGAUGGAAGACAAAUGUGCAAAGAUGUGGAGGAGCUUUUAAAAAUGAGGGCACUAGCAGAGGAGAAGUAUGGGAAGGAGCUGGUGACUAUUGCUCGCAAAGCCGGAGGACACUCAGAGAUCUGCACCUUGAGAGCAUCCUUUGACCAAUUAAAAACACAAAUUGAGACCAUUGGGAACUUUCACAUCCAACUAUCUGAUAUAUUGAAAGAGGAGGUGAAAAAAAUUGAGACAUUCAAAGAACAUCAGAAAGAGCAGAGGAAGAAGUUUGAGAGCAUCAUGGAGAAGGUUCAGAAGAAAAAGGUUGCUUUGUUCAAGAAGACCAUGGAGUCGAAGAAGAACUAUGAGCUGAGAUGCAAGGAGGCAGACGAGGCAGAACAUGGGGCUGAGAAGACCAACAUAACAUCCAAAAACUCAGAAAAGGCACGUCACAGGGCCAAGCAGUACAGACAGACCGCCAAUGAAGCAGAGAAGCUGUACUUCAACAACGUUGUUCAGCUAGAAAGCGUUCGCCUGGACUGGGAGGAAACACAUAAAAGCACAUGUGAGGUGUUCCAGAAGCUGGAGGGAGAUCGAAUUGGGAUGCUCAGGUGUGCCCUCUGGGACCACUGCAAUCAUUUCUCCAUGCAGUGUGUCAAAGACGAUGAGUUUUUCGAGGAGGUGAGGAAGCAGCUGCAGCAGUGUGACAUCCCGACAGACAACAACUGCUUCAUAGAGAUGAAAAGCACGGGAUCAAGGCCUCCAGAGCCCAUAGUGUUUGAGAGCUGCUACCAGGCAAAUAUGUCCGGAGAAAGCAAUGGCCAAGCUCUUUUUGCAGGAGGAGAAGACAUGAUGAGGAGGUGCUCUGAUUCCCUUCUCGGAAGCUCUGUGAACGUCAGCAUCGACAAUCCUCAGACCUCACAAUCAGCACUGACAUCUGUUGGCAAGUCCUCAGUUGAGAUUUCAGAUGGAGGAUGUGCACGUCUACUAGACCUCCAGCAGGACACAUCAUUGGCCACAUUCAUAGAUGAUGAAGAUAUCUACAUUGCGCUUUAUACAUACGCUGCACAGGCAGAUGAUGAACUGUCUGUGAGCAGAGGGGACAUGGUCCGAGUGUUGGAUCGAGGAGAAGAUGGUUGGUGGAGCGUGGAGAUGGACAGCCUGACUGGACUGGUGCCAGGAAACUAUCUGGGCAAAAUCUGAACAUGCACACACACACACACACACACAAAUAAGAAAAUACAAACAAAUACACACAAACAAAUGACAAAACACGAAUAGCCACACACCAAAACACAUCCGUGUGCAUUACGCUUAAAGACACAGUCAAAAUGUGUCAAACAUGCAAAACAACAUACAUGAACAUGAAUACAUACUGCAUCACGUCACCUAUAGAUUAAGAUAUACACACACUUUCUGUUCCAAGCUUCCUGGAUAAAUGCUCUUUUACGAGCACAGCUGAUGUCAAACUGUUGUCCUGAUUUUCUGAACAUGCACUGAAAAUCUAGCAUCAUUUAGUAAGUGGGUUUGUUAUUUAUUAAUGGUAAGUUAGUCGAACAGUUUGUUGUUUGUGAUUGUAUUUAGGUUUUAACCCUGCUACCUCAUGUGUUUUACAGCUGGGAUUCUUCAUUCUCUAUUCUUAGACCAGUGUACACACAGUGUCACAGGACUGAAGAAUUAUUAUCAAAAAUGGCUUCCACUGACAUUGCUGUAUGUCACUAAGUCAUUGUUUUGCCCUUAUUUGUUAGUGUGAGUCAAUGUGAGUAAACAACUAUGAUUAUACCAGAGCAGGCCAGGGUUUGCAUGACAACAAUGCAGGUUAUUGUACUUAACAUGACAGAAAUAACUGAUAAAUUAUCUCUCAGGUUCUGUCCAGUAUUUUUUUGUGUCUGUUUGUGAGCUGGGGAAUAUAGAGGGUCAUGUUGUGUAUGUAAUUAUGUCUACUGUCUAUAAGGUAUUUUCAGUGACCCCUGGGAAGAUCAUCAGUUACCAUGGAGAUCAGAAUACAAAAAAAUGAAGUUUAUAUAACUGAGGAAACGAUAAGACUGUGAUUAUGAUCUGUUAAAUGAUGGCACAUCGAUUUGUUUAACUAUAUUCAUAUUCUUCAUGUGCCUGAUGAAAUAUCAAAUCAUUACCUCUGUAUGUAUCAUUUAAUUGGUAACAUAUUUACUUCCAUAUAAAACCAUGUGAAUAAAAAGGCAAUG